AGAGAGAGAGAGAGAUCAGCACAAUGACCACCACCGGGCUCCUGUUCGCAGCACUGCUCCUCCUGCUCCCCGUGUUUGUGAAUGAAGUGAAUGUGGUCUGUGAUCACUGUCCUCCAGGCACUCAUCUGCGAGUGAACUGCACAGACAUAUGCCACACAGAGUGUCGCCCCUGCAGCACAGGAUUUUACACUGAUUUCUGGAACUACAUCCCCGAGUGCCUGCCCUGUGACCUGUGCGCCCUCAACCAGGAGGAGACACAGCCGUGCACACCCUCCCAGAACCGUGUGUGCCAGUGCAAGGAGGGAUACAGGCUAUCAGACUUCUGCAAGAAGCACACGGUGUGUCCAGCUGGACAUGGGAUCAAAAACAAAGAAACCUCAUACAAAGACACAGAGUGUAGUGGUCAUGGUGUAGAUGGAGCUGGGGGCAGCACACAGUGCACCCCACAAACAGCCUUGCAUGUUGAUGACUGGCAUGACAACGUGUGUGUUACUUGCAACAGCAUCACAACAGAAGGCUGACCCACCCUCAUCAAGCCUCUCCUCUGAGAGCUGUUCGCCCAGCAGAAAC
Molecule: messenger RNA, 570 nt
Organism: Colossoma macropomum (tambaqui)
Lineage: Eukaryota; Metazoa; Chordata; Actinopteri; Characiformes; Serrasalmidae
Product: tumor necrosis factor receptor superfamily member 11B-like
Exons: 4
Coding region: 24-521 (165 amino acids)
Molecular function (GO): protein binding
Source: RefSeq, a predicted model, not a curated record